UGUAUAUAUACGCAAAGUCUUGUCCCGAGGUAUUGUGUAAGCGAGCGAGCGAGAGAGCGAGGAUCUGCACCCAAAGGAUCACUCCGCGCGACCGCUCUCUUUCUAUCAAACAAUGACGGGCUCGAGGCUCGCGUCGCUGUUUCGUCUGCCGAUAUGGCUGCUCGUCGGGCAGGUUUCGUGCGGCUCGAUCGCCGCGUGGUGGAACGGCCGAGGACCCAGCUUCAUAAUGCAGGACGACGAGACCGGUGGGCUACGCUAUAGCCUCUGCAAUGGGAACUACACACCUAUCUUCCCGGACGACAGGACGCUCACGGCACUCUUCAAGAACUACCCGCCCAAGAACAAGACGAGCCUGUCCGCGGCGGGAUGGGUGAAUGAUGACACCGCCUGGGCGUCAAUCUUCUUCCUAACUGAAGAUGACGAGAUCGUCAAUUCGCUGCUCGAGUGCGACUGGGGCACGGGGCGCUGGCAGAGCGCCGGCCAGUGGAUCAUCUCGGAGGGGUCGCCCAAGGUGGCGCCUGACACCGGUCUGUCCACCGUCCUACUCGGCGCCGAGGACGGGUACCGCGUCUUCUACAACGACCUCGCCGGCACGCUGCACCACAUCGGCUACACACCAAAGGCCGCUACCUGGCGCUAUUACGGCGCCGUCUCUCACGACCGCGCUGACGGCCCCGCUAUCGCCGCAACCUUCUCCCCGAAGAACAACAUUACCGUUGUCCGUCCCCGGGACGAAAAGAACAUGGGCGUCUCGCGCUUAUCUAGGGAGGGUCAAUGGAAUAUAGCGACCUUCCCGCAGCCCCUAGUUCAACCGGGCCAGCAGCUGACGACCAACGCGACAACGGCCUCGAACCUGCGGCUUAACACAUCCUCGGCCGCGCCCUUCAUCCUACCGUCGUGGAAUGCGACCUUGGCAAGCGCGGGCGCGGGCUCGCUCGCCAUCGCCGUCGAUGCACAGUACACGCGGAGCAUCUUCUAUAUCGGGGCGGACCGGCGGCCGCACCGCGUCGGCAACCAGAACUUCACGUGGCGCUCCUUUGACCCACCCGCCGACUCCGCCGCCUGGCCUGCCGCCGACCAACCCGCAUCCCAGCUCGCCGUCGCGAGUGACUUCGCUUCGAGCGCGCUCCGCCUCUACUACGUGAGUGGGGGCCGUGUCAUCGAGGCCAUCGGCGACGGCGGCGUGUGGCGCGCCGCUGCCGCUGUGCCCGCCGUCAACGAGAGCAGCAUCGCAACCGAGACCCCAUCGUCGACUGCCGUGCCGACAAGCGGCGACGCCCCCAACGGUGGUGGUGGUGGUCUUAGCGAGGGCGCCAAGGCUGGCAUCAGCGUCGGCGUGACGCUCGGCGUGAUCGCCCUCGGUGGCAUGAUCGCCGUAUUGUGGUUCCUACGACGCCGUCAGCGGAAGCGGGACGCGGAGGCUGCCGCUGCUGCCGCUGCUGCCGCCACCAAAGGAGGCGCCGGUGGCGAGGCAGGAGGAGCUGAGUACCAGCAACCGCAGCCGUACAUGAGCCCGAUGAGCGGGUACGUCGUGCCGACGCCAGGCAGUGGUAAUAACAGUAUGCGAGGCGGGUAUGCGCCUAUUCCGUCGCCGGCGCAGGCUGUCUUCGCGGCCGCCGUCGGUGGCGCGCGCCCUGGAUCGGAAAAAGGGCACCAAUCGCAGCCGUCACCAGGGAGCGUAAGCGCGGGCGGGAUGACAUUCUCGCAGCAGGAUGGAGGUUGGGUGUACAACUCGCCGGCGCCGGCACCGACGCAAUUCCCGAACCACGGCCAGCCGUACGCCGGAAGCCCACAGUACGAAUAUCACCAGCCACAAGAAUACUACCAGCCCACCCAGCAACACCCGCAGCCGCAGGAGAUGCCCAUGCCGCAGCGGCCCGCGGAGAUGAUGGGCGAGGGUCACUACAAGGAAGUCCCGUGAGAGAGGGAGAGUGGAGCCGUCGGCACGGGACAGACACCGCCGGUAUGUCGCGAUAACGACAAACCGUGCCCAGCCUAUAUGCGAUGCCUGCCUAAAUAUAUAAUUUGGUAGAUAACACACACAUAUACAUACAUAUACAUACUCGUAAUGGAGAAGGAAAGAUGUGGAAGAAUUAGAAUGUAGAAGUGGAGGUGCCGGCAGGAAAACCGGACGGGUUGUUGGUGGGAACGAGG
Durotheca rogersii is the source of this 2154-nucleotide messenger RNA. RefSeq lists its product as uncharacterized. Bases 113 to 1921 code for a protein of 602 amino acids. The transcript has 3 exons. NCBI's taxonomy places the organism in Eukaryota, Fungi, Ascomycota, Sordariomycetes, Xylariales, Xylariaceae. The record is from RefSeq and is a predicted model, not a curated record.